Molecule: messenger RNA, 2297 nt
Organism: Serinus canaria (Common canary)
Lineage: Eukaryota; Metazoa; Chordata; Aves; Passeriformes; Fringillidae
Product: E3 ubiquitin-protein ligase HUWE1-like
Exons: 20
Source: RefSeq, a predicted model, not a curated record
AGCUGUACCACUGGGUGGACCUGCUGGACCGCUUCGACGCGUUGCUGGCCGAGGCGGGCCGGCCGGUAGAGGCCAUGAGCUGGAUGCUGGCCUGCGACCGGCCCGAGCGCCAGCCCCUCAAAGCCCUGCUGCUGGCCCUGCUCAACUUCACGGCCCUGCUCAUCGAGUACAGCUUCUCCCGCCACCUCUACAGCUCCAUCGAGCACCUGACCACGCUGCUGGCCUCCUCGGACAUGCACGUGGUGCUGGCCGUGCUCAACCUGCUCUACGUGUUCAGCAAACGCUCCAACUACAUCACCCGCCUGGGCUCCGAGCGCCGCGGGCCCCUGCUGGCCCGCCUGCAGCACCUGGCCGAGAGCUGGGGUGGAAAGGAGAAUGGAUUUGGGCUGGCUGAGUGCUGCCGGGACCUGCACAUGAUGAAAUACCCCCCCAGUGCCACCACCCUGCACUUCGAGUUCUACGCUGAGCCGGGUGUCGAGGUGAAGGUGGACAAGAGGGCCACCAGCACCACCCUGCACUACAUCCACAUCGAGCAGCUGGACAAGAUCUCAGAGAGCCCAUCAGAGAUCAUGGAGUCCCUGACCAAGAUGUACAGCAUCCCCAAGGACAAGCAAAUGCUGCUGUUCACCCACAUCCGUCUGGCCCACGGCUUCUCCAACCACAAGAAGCGGCUGCAGGCGGUGCAGGCGCGGCUCCAUGCCAUCUCCAUCCUGGUGUACUCCAACGCGCUGCAGGAGUCGGCCAACAGCAUCCUGUACAACGGGCUGAUCGAGGAGCUGGUGGAUGUGCUGCAGAUCACCGACAAGCAGCUGAUGGACAUCAAGGCAGCCUCCCUGCGGACGCUGACGUCCAUUGUGCACCUGGAGCGGACGCCGAAGCUCAGCAGCAUCAUCGACUGCACCGGCACCGCCUCCUACCACGGCUUCCUGCCCGUGCUGGUGCGCAACUGCAUCCAGGCCAUGAUCGACCCUUCCAUGGAGCCCUACCCCCACCAGUUUGCCACGGCGCUCUUCUCCUUCCUGUACCACCUGGCCAGCUACGACGCAGGCGGCGAGGCGCUGGUCUCGUGCGGCAUGAUGGAGGCGCUGCUCAAGGUGAUCAAGUUCCUGGGGGACGAGCAGGACCAGAUCACGUUCGUCACGCGGGCGGUGCGGGUGGUGGAUCUCAUCACCAACCUGGACAUGGCCGCCUUCCAGUCACACAGUGGGCUGUCCAUCUUCAUCUACCGCCUGGAGCACGAGGUGGACCUGUGCCGCCGUGAGUGUCCCUUCGUCAUCAAGCCCAAAGUGCAGCGCCCGCCCGCUGCCACUCUGCCCGAGGGUGAGGACAUGGAGACGGACAUGGAAGUGACCGAUGUGACCAUGGAGAGCAGCCCCGGCCCCUCAGCCGAAACCCGGCCGGACCCGGUGCCACCAGCCCCACCCGCCGUGCCCAGCACCAGUGCUGCCACUCCCUCCCCACGUGGCGGAGUGCAGUGCAUCCCCCAGCGCGCCGCUUUGCUCAAAUCCAUGCUGAACUUCCUCAAAAAAGCCAUCCAAGACCCCGCCUUCUCUGACGGCAUCCGGCACGUGAUGGACGGCUCGCUGCCCACCUCGCUGAAGCACAUCAUCAGCAACGCCGAGUACUACGGCCCCUCGCUGUUCCUGCUGGCGACCGAGGUGGUGACGGUCUUCGUGUUCCAGGAGCCCUCGCUGCUGUCCUCGCUGCAGGACAACGGCCUCACUGACGUCAUGCUGCACGCUCUGCUCAUCAAGGAUGUGCCGGCGACGCGGGAGGUGCUGGGCUCUCUGCCCAACGUGUUCAGCGCGCUGUGCCUGAAUGCGCGGGGGCUGCAGAGCUUCGUGCAGUGCCAGCCCUUCGAGCGCCUCUUCAAGGUGCUGCUGUCCCCCGACUACCUGCCCGCCAUGCGCCGCCGCCGCAGCUCCGACCCCCUGGGUGACACAGCCUCCAACCUGGGCAGCGCCGUGGACGAGCUGAUGCGACACCAGCCCACGCUCAAGACCGAUGCCACCACCGCCAUCAUCAAGCUGCUGGAGGAGAUCUGCAGCCUGGGCCGGGACCCCAAGUACAUCUGCCAGAAGCCAUCGAUGCAGAAGGCGGACGGGACGGCGGCCGCGCCGCCCCCGCGCUCGCCCCACGCCGCCGAGGAGGCCUCGAGCGAGGAUGAGGAGGAGGAGGAAGUGCAAGCCAUGCAGAGCUUCGGGGCUGCCCAGCAGAGCGAGGCAGAGCCCAGCCAGACCGUGGUGGGCACGGAGGAACGCAUCCCCAUCCCCCUCAUGGACUACAUCCUCAACGUG